ACCGAUCCCCAGAGUCCAGUCACAUGUUCUCCAGCUGUUGCACCUACUCAUUUGGAGAUGAAUUGACCAACGAUUCUCAGUCGAGAGGUCACUGCAGCACAACUUGAAAUCAACACAUAAGAAUGGAUGUGUCCUCCGAAACUCCAGAAAAUCCCCACUUGUCCACCAGAAUUUGCUGGUAACGCUUAACAGUUCAUCAUCAAGAUGUAUUUCCUCCAGCUCGCGCUCUUCGCGCUUCCUGUUCUCGCAACGACAGGAAGCAGAAAUACUCCCAAGAAACAUCACUCGCAGAAGCAGUCUUAUGCCUACAAAGGUCCUGGUCAAUACUACAUUGAAAACCAAGCCACUGGAACAACCAUGGAUCUCUAUCUCGGCGAUGCUGGUCCAGAUACUGCCAUCACUGCUUAUGAACCAACGAAAGACAACGCUCAUCAGAUCUGGCAAGUCGUUGCUGCUGCUCAAUAUCAUCAAGUUUUGAUCAUCAACUCUGCUACUGGGGCAAUUGCUUCAUGCCCAAGUGAAACCAAUGACGACGGCUUAUACCAGAUGAAGGGAGGAGAAGUUGCAAUUGACGGGUACUCACUCUUCACCCUGAGCAUCAACAAAGACAAAAGCGUGCAGUUCAAGAAUGUUCAAGAUCCGAAUCUUUGCAUAGACCUUCAGGGUCCGAGUGACGAAGAUGGGACACCCAUUAUUUGCUACUCUUGCCACCCAGGAGAAGGCAAGAACCAAAAUUGGAUCAUGGUUCCUGUUCCUAAGGUUGGGGAUGGUGAUGGGGAACUGAAGCUUUGAUGGUCAGGGUUGGAAUCAGUGUCGGGGAUGCUCAUGUUAUUUGAUAUUCGGGUUGCCUUCCCUGCUGAAUGUGUCAUUUCUACCAGUGAACAAUGCGUAUAAUCCUCUCUGGUAGCGUUGGCUUUCAAUCACAUUCAUGACGAGUUUCGUGAGCACAUUCUUCCUCCAUUCCUGCUCUUUUUAAUGUGAUUGGGGAGGAACAGAAAUCAAGGGAUGUAAAUGCUACU
Molecule: messenger RNA, 1019 nt
Organism: Mollisia scopiformis
Lineage: Eukaryota; Fungi; Ascomycota; Leotiomycetes; Helotiales; Mollisiaceae
Exons: 5
Coding region: 205-792 (195 amino acids)
Source: RefSeq, a predicted model, not a curated record